CCUGCAGCGGCUAUUACUGGGCCGGCCCAUAUCACCGCUUCCUUCCUCAAUCUCGGUCAUUGUUUCUCGUUUCCUUCCUCCGUUCCCCUCGCCUCCUUUAUCUAGAGGCGAUUCCGACGAUUCUUCCUUCCUCCGGCAAAUCCGUUUUGCUCCGUUCGUCCGUUCCCCUCCCUUUCUAGCGAAUCAGGCGAAUCUGGCAACUCUCGCAUCCCCGACUCGCGCGUCCUCCUCCUCGUUGAUGGCUCAAGAAGGUAGUGGGAUUGGGCAACAAGAAGAUUUAGGAGGGGAUGAACCUUCUGAAUAUCCCCCAUGAUGUCUUCGUAAUUACCAAGCAAGAGUGUUUCCCAGGAAGUUAUGCAAUCCUACUUAUAUUUUCCGCCUGUCAACCAUGCAUUUCAAAAAAGCUGUCAAACAUUUUAGUGGUGUUCAGUUAGGUCAUAUUAGCAAAUAUAAAAUGGAAGCCCUCCUUCAUAUGCCAUACCACCUUAUAAUUCCAAUGAAUUUACUUGAGUGGUUAGAUCAGCACAUUUUUGGUAAUGUAGAGCCCUAUUUCAAGCACAAGAACAAAGUUAUCAAGACCACAAAAGAUAUGGUGGACAAAAUAUUCAAUUUCCCUGGUGGCACUUUGCCUUUUGUUUUUCGCAGUGAUGAUCCUCAAGUGAAAUCAGAAGUUUGAGAGUUAAGAAGCAAGUACAUUGAUCACCGUAACAAGAUGCCAAUAAGUAAAAUAUAAGAGGUUAUGCUUGGUGAUAAAACUGAAGAUGGUUUUAUCAGAACCUUCACUUUUUAUUUCAUAUCAACUAUUCUCUGCCCUGCAUCAGACUGCUUUGGUAACAUGAAGUUCAUAUAUUCUCUAAGAGAUGUUUCUCUCAUUCCUACACUUGACUUUGGACAAUUGGCACUCGAUUUUAUGCAUGAGGAAUCAGAGCGUCAUUUUUAAAUUAUAAUGAACAGACCAAGUGUUGAGGAAAUGAACAAGCCUUCUCAUAUUGGGGGAUUCCUUCCUAUUUGGGGAAUCAUUUAUCUGUAUUUUGUUGAUUUUGAUGUUAUUGAGAAUCAUCAAUCAACUGUGGAUUAUUCUCUUCCUCGGAUAACUCAUAUUAAGAAUGAUGAUUUCCAGUAUCUUGCAUUGGUCGAUAUGAAUUAUGAGUCUAAGAAAGCUUUUGCAGUUCUAUCACUUCGAGACAUAUCUCAAACACCCUAUGCUAAUGUUGGGCUUGUGAACAAUGCUCCUGUUAAUCCUUCCGAGUUUCUUUCAGUUCCUCAUGUGGAGGUCAUUAAUGCCAUGAAUGUUGACUUAGAUGGCAAUGUGAAGCCAGAUCCUCAUUCCAAGAAACAAUAAUUCCGAAGAUUUGUUAUUUACGAAGUAAAAUGAACAAGCCUUCUCAUAUUGGGGGAUUCCUUCCUAUUUGGGGAAUCAUUUAUCUGUAUUUUGUUGAUUUUGAUGUUAUUGAGAAUCAUCAAUCAACUGUGGAUUAUUCUCUUCCUCGGAUAACUCAUAUUAAGAAUGAUGAUUUCCAGUAUCUUGCAUUGGUCGAUAUGAAUUAUGAGUCUAAGAAAGCUUUUGCAGUUCUAUCACUUCGAGACAUAUCUCAAACACCCUAUGCUAAUGUUGGGCUUGUGAACAAUGCUCCUGUUAAUCCUUCCGAGUUUCUUUCAGUUCCUCAUGUGGAGGUCAUUAAUGCCAUGAAUGUUGACUUAGAUGGCAAUGUGAAGCCAGAUCCUCAUUCCAAGAAACAAGCUCGUGUGGAAGAAACUACUAAGGAAGAGCCAACAAUACCAAAGGUUGAAAACAUUGUUGAUGUUAAGCCGGAAGAAAAGAAUCGAUCACCUCCAAGUACUCCUGAGAAUUUUUCAUGUGGAAUUAAUGAAAAUAGGAGUUUUAUAAUGAAGAGCUCUUCUUCUAGAAAAUAUAGAGUCAAGUGCUUCCAAGGAACACCCAUCAUAAUUGAAGAUGUUUCUCUCCUGUUUUUGCUACAAAAGAAGACAAAACAACAUACGAAUGUGAUGCAAGUGUUCAAAUUCAAAUGCCCUUGGAAUUUUCUAAGCAACAAGAAGCUGGAACAAGCACAUGUCCUAAUAGAGUUGAAAAGAAGAAUAGGAAAAAGAGAGCACCUAAAGUUCAAUCUCGUGAUGUUGAUGAGUUUUUUUUUCAAAAUUCUUGAGGAAGCCUUUCUACGAAACAUAUUAUUCUUUCCUACUAUAAAAUCAAGCAAUUGGAUAUACUCUGCAUUAGUUUUCUUUUCGAGAGAACUCACAUUUUUUUAUCCUUGUGGCACUAUCUCAGAAACUGUUGAAGGAGAACUUGUUCACAACUUGCAUGAUUCAAGCCACUAUUUGCCAUUACACAUGGAAAACUUUGAAGGCAAAUCAAUGAAGUUUUUUAGUGCGGAGAACAUACCAAAGUGUAGAAUGAUCUCUGCAUUCAAAUUAUUCAAAAGUACCUUGAACCAGUUGAAAGAAGAUCUGCCACCAAGCUUCUGAUCUUAGGAUUCCUCAUCUUACAAUUGUCAAUGUGUAAUAGAAUACCAAUUUCUGCUACGAACAACCUUUCUUAAUGUGGGCUAGUAUGGAGUUUUAUUAUUUUCAUGUGUAAUACUAUGUUAGCACAUACUCGUACAACUACUACACAAUUUUCUUUUGUGACUAUUGUUGGACCACUAUCAAGGAAAAAUAUUUGGAGGAGACCAAAUUAAUAUC
Molecule: messenger RNA, 2700 nt
Organism: Hordeum vulgare subsp. vulgare (domesticated barley)
Lineage: Eukaryota; Viridiplantae; Streptophyta; Magnoliopsida; Poales; Poaceae
Exons: 16
Coding region: 1372-2484 (370 amino acids)
Source: RefSeq, a predicted model, not a curated record